Lizanozyma spartinae is the source of this 1689-nucleotide messenger RNA. RefSeq names its product aspartate--tRNA ligase (gene DPS1-1). Gene Ontology annotation, cellular component: aminoacyl-tRNA synthetase multienzyme complex; cytosol; cytoplasm. Gene Ontology annotation, biological process: aspartyl-tRNA aminoacylation. The record is from RefSeq and is a predicted model, not a curated record. Bases 1 to 1689 code for a protein of 562 amino acids. Gene Ontology annotation, molecular function: RNA binding; ATP binding; aspartate-tRNA ligase activity. Lineage: Eukaryota; Fungi; Ascomycota; Pichiomycetes; Serinales; Debaryomycetaceae. The transcript has a single exon.
AUGUCUGUUCCCCAACCACCUGUUGAGGAAGUUAAAAACUUGGCUGUAGUUGACCCUGCAGGUACUGAACCUGUUAUCUUAGGUGAAGAUGGUCAACCAUUAUCUAAAAAGGCAUUGAAGAAGUUGGAGAAGGAAAGAGAAAAGGCCAAGAAGAAGGCUGAAAGAGAAGCUCAGUUGGCCAAAGAAAAGGCUGAAAAGGAAGCUGCUGCUGCUGCUGAAGCUGCCAACGAUCCAGCAAAAGAUAAUUUCGGUAAGCUACCACUAAUCAAUUCAUCUGUUAAAUCAGGUAUUCAAAGAGUUAAAUUCAAUACCUUAACAGCUGCUAAUGAUGGAGAAGAAGUAGUUUUCAGAGCUAGAGUCCAUAACUCAAGACAACAAGGUGCUACCAUGCUUUUCGUUGCUUUGAGACAGCAAUCUGAUUUGAUUCAAGCCUUACUUAAAGUUGAUGGUCAACAAGUAUCCAAAUUCUUUGUUAAGUGGGCUAGUAGUCUUAAUUUGGAAUCAAUUGUUGUUGUACACGGUAUUGUAAGAAAGGUUGAAGUUCCAAUUAAAUCUGCUACUGUUCAAGACGUUGAAAUCCAAGUCACAAAGUUUUAUUCCAUUUCUGAAACUCCUGAACAAUUACCUCUUUUGAUUGAGGAUGCUUCCAGAAGUGAAGAAGAAGCCACCAACUUGGGCUUACCUGUUGUUAACUUGGAUACCCGUUUAGAUGCUCGUGUUAUUGAUUUGAGAACCCCUACCAAUCAAGCUAUCUUCAAGAUCCAAAGUGGUGUAUGUGAAUUGUUUAGAGAGUUCUUGAGCAACAAGGGUUUCACUGAAAUCCAUACUCCUAAAAUCAUUGGUGCUGCAUCCGAAGGUGGUGCCAAUGUUUUCGAAGUUAGUUACUUCAAGACUAAGGCUUUCUUGGCUCAAUCUCCUCAAUUUUAUAAGCAACAAUUGAUUGCAGCUGAUUUCGAAAAGGUUUUCGAAAUUGCUCCAGUUUUCAGAGCUGAAAACUCCAACACCCAUAGACAUAUGACUGAAUAUAUUGGAUUGGAUUUGGAAAUGGCUUUUGAAGAACAUUACGAUGAAGUUCUUGAAGUUUUAGGGCAAUUGUUCAUUUUCAUUUUCGGUGAAUUGAAGAACAGAUAUGGUAAGGAAAUCGCUACUGUUCGUAAGCAAUAUCCAGUGGAAGAAUUCCAAGUUCCAGCUGAUGGUAAGAUGGUUAGAUUGCAUUUCAAGGAAGGUGUUAAAUUAUUAAGAGAAGCUGGUAAGGAUGUUGGAGAUUUUGAUGAUUUAUCCACUGAAAAUGAAAAGUUAUUGGGUAAAUUGGUUAAGGAAAAGUAUAAUACUGAUUUCUACAUAUUGGAUAAAUUCCCCCUUGCCAUUAGACCAUUUUAUACUAUGCCUGAUCCAGAGGAUCCUCGUUAUUCCAAUUCUUAUGAUUUCUUCAUGAGAGGUGAAGAAAUCUUAUCUGGUGCUCAACGUAUCCAUGAUCCUACUUUAUUGAAGGAAAGAUUGAAUGCUCAUGAAGUUGCCUUUGAAGGUGUUCCUGGUUUACAAGAAUAUGUUGAUGCCUUUACUUAUGGAUGUGCUCCUCAUGCUGGUGGUGGUAUUGGUUUAGAAAGAGUGGUCAUGUUCUUUUUGGAUUUGAAGAACAUUCGUCGUGCAUCUUUGUUCCCAAGAGAUCCUCGUAGAUUAAGACCAUAA